AUGCCCCUGCGUACAAAUCAUGGUCUGCCUUUGCUGCCACGCCCAACCGACGACGAACGAGAUCCUUUGCGAUGGUCGCGGCGUCUGAAGCUUAUGGCGCUUGGAGCGACCGCCUUUGUCAACUUCACGGCGAAUUUCGCUGGCUCUGGACUUUCUGUAGCCGCUCCAGUACUUGAGAUGCAGUUCCACAAGACUGCAAACCAAACCAACGCUCUCAUGACAUUCAACUUCUUGUUCCUUGGAGUUGGUAAUUAUUUCUGGGUCCCAUUUGGAGUCAAGUUUGGCAAAAGGGCAUCACUCGUCGUUUCCACCUUGAUGCUCUUUGCGAUUCUCGUCUGGACAGCCAAGACCACAAAUUUUAACAGCCUGUUAGCUGCAAGGUGUUUGUCCGGUUUUGCUUCAGCAGCUGGAGAAAGUGUUGUUCCCAGUAUCGUGUCGGAUGUUUUCUUUCUCCACGAACGAGCAUCCAUGAUGUCAGCAUAUACUAUACUCGUUUCCAGCGCUACAGCCAUUGGCCCACUGCUGGCUUCAUUCAUCAUACAGUACAGCCGCGGUGGCUGGGUCGAUUACAUAUGGGUUUGUGCAGCUCUCGCUGGAGCUAACACCCUGGCAAUCUAUCUCCUAUACCCAGAGUCAACGUUUGAAAGACCAGAACACCAUCACCCUCCUGCGAGUUCAGCGACAAGUGAUUCCGAAAAGCCGGCAAUACAGAGAGUGGAAACAACUUCCUGGCACGGCGUCAGUGUGGUACCCAAGUCAUGGCGAUCGAUAUGGACAUCCUUGUUCAGCAUUAAUCAUGAAGUCAGGGUCACAGAGCUGUUGUACAGACCGCUGGCAAUGUUAUUUAAGCCAGCUGUGAUGCUGGCAGUCUUCAUAUAUGGCACGAGCCUUGCGUCUCAGGUCAUUCUCAUAUUCGCCUUUCCAAACCUGUUGAUGGCACCUCCAUAUCUCUUCACUGGGAUCGGUGUUGGACUAAUGCAAGUGGCAGCUAUAAUUGGUUUUCUGAUCGGCUGUUUCGCAGGUGGCUACAUAGCGGAUGUCAUCACCGCGGUGGUGGUUCGAAAGCAGAAAGGUGUCGUGUAUCCAGAGCAGCGACUGAUUGCUAUGCUUCCCGGGUGCCUUAUAGCUCCGAUAGGGUGCAUCGUGAUUGCAUUCUCAUGCGCUCACAAGCUGCACUGGGUUGCAAUCGCAUUCGCUUUUGGCAUGGUGUCCUUCGGAACAAUCUUCGCGCCCAACAUUGCAAUCACCUAUGUCGUUGAGUGCUUCACUAGGAACGCUUCCGAGGCUCUGGUCGCAAUCAAUGUCUUCAAGAAUCUAGUUGCCUUUUUGUUUCUUUAUACUGCUGUAGAUUGGAUUGCAUCGAGCGGAUGGAUCCAGGUGUAUAUGAUCAUGUUCAUGCUUGUUUCGAUGGGUAUGAUGUUGUGCGUUCCAUUCUAUUUCCUCGGAUCGAAGUGGAGGGGCCAGGAGGAGGUAGGAUUGGUCUAG
This is a messenger RNA of Alternaria alternata, 1485 nucleotides long. Its product is annotated as MFS transporter. Gene Ontology annotation, molecular function: transmembrane transporter activity. NCBI's taxonomy places the organism in Eukaryota, Fungi, Ascomycota, Dothideomycetes, Pleosporales, Pleosporaceae. Bases 1 to 1485 code for a protein of 494 amino acids. Gene Ontology annotation, biological process: transmembrane transport. The transcript has 7 exons. The record is from RefSeq and is a predicted model, not a curated record.